AUGGUAAUACCUCUCUUGUUACUCAUCUCAUUAUCUCACGCAUUGACUUAUCCAUCGACAUGUCAACACGACUUAGUUAGUUCUUUUAAAUAUGUUUGCACGGAUGGGGGGCUUUAUCUGUAUAGUUACAUUGAUUUAGAAUGCACAGCAGGUGAACAAUUGGUCAUUCAAGACCCAAGUUUUUGUACACAACACAACAGUACAAUUUACUUAGAACACCCCAAAGAAAAUCGACACGACGAUAAAACGUAUUGUGAGUCAAAGAGAAGAAAACAUAUAGUGUAUGGUCUUGCUAUUGGAUACCCCUUUUCCGUGUUGGCCCUCACUGCUAUAGUACUUGGGAUGGGGAGAAGGAUCCCCGUGAUUAACAUCUUUCUUUCUCCAUUUGUCUUCUCAGCACUUGUUUGUAUGAUCGACCGUUUAAUAUGCAAACAGAACGACUUUGAAGUGAUAGUUGCGAGUGGUGUAUUUGUGUCGACGAUAUUGAUCGAGUUGAUUGUCAUCUUCAUCGCACGUAUCUUUUAUAGAGACACCGACACAUAUCACAGAAUCUUCGCAGCACACUCAAUUUUAAUGGAACUCUGGAACGGAAGUUUCGACCACGACUUAAACGCAAUUUUAACAAAGUAUUUGGCCCAAAAACCGGACGGACAUGUUGUUGGGGAGGCUUACCAUUACAUCACUAAGAUAUUAAAACACAAGGAAAGUGAAUACCAACAAAUCGAUGACGAAGAGGACGAACAUUUUGUUUUACUCACAAAAACAACGUUCAAAACGACGCAACGCAUUUCAUAUAAAAGUUGGGAAAAGGAAACACAAAAAAUCGGGAAAAUACCAAAGAACGCCAUGUUAAGAGUGACGAUCGAAGAAAACAUCAGACUCACUCCAGAAAUGGUCAAAAAUCAAAACGAAGUCUUUGAUAAAAUUCGAGAGAUUUGUAAGACAAAAGAUACACACUACAGUCUAUCUACUCACUGGGGAACACCAUAUAUAUAUAAAUCCCUCUGCGUCAUUCAAAGUCCAUUCUUGGACUUUUUACUCUCGUGGAAACUGUUUGGGAUGCUGUACGUCGUAUCAAUGAUGGUCGGUCUCAAUUUGUUCGUCGACGUCAUUUGGAGGUUCCUCGAGACGCCAUUUAAGUUCAGAAUUGAAAAGACUGUGUCCAUUGAGAAUAAUCUGCCAUACAAAUGGUAA
Entamoeba invadens IP1 is the source of this 1194-nucleotide messenger RNA. RefSeq lists its product as hypothetical. Bases 1 to 1194 code for a protein of 397 amino acids. The record is from RefSeq and is a predicted model, not a curated record. The transcript has a single exon. NCBI's taxonomy places the organism in Eukaryota, Evosea, Mastigamoebida, Endamoebidae.